AUGGCCGACCAACCCAAAGACACCUCAGCGCCCACCGACCCCACCAUCACCACUUCAACCUCAGCAGCAGCACCUCCACCUCCCCCAGCAGAAGGCGCCGAACCCUCCAAAAAAGGCGCCAAAAAAGCCGAAGCCAAAGCCAAAAAAGAAGCGGAAAAAGCACGCAAGGCCGCCGAGCGCGAAGCCCUCGCCGCAGCGACAUCAGCCGCCUCGUCCAUCGACCACGCAAAGGACAACUACGGCCACAUCACGCACACCACUAAGCUCGCCUCCCCGAUCGUACAUCUCCGCGACCUUGGGGAAGAUGAUGUCGGUAAGACUGUGAGGGUCAGAGCCUGGAUCCAGAAUGCGAGGAUGCAGGGUGCGAAGAUGGCGUUUGUGGAGUUGAGGGAGGAGGGGAGCUGGACGGUGCAGGGGGUUGUGGCUGCUACUGCGGAGGAGAAGAAGAAGGAUGGUGAUGGAGAGGAGGGUAAGGAAGGUGGGAGUGAGGGGGUGGUGAGUAAGCAGAUGGUUAAGUGGAUUGGGGGGUUGAAGUUGGAGAGUUUUGUGGUGGUGGAGGCGAGUGUGCAGAAGCCGCUUGAGCCGGUUAAGAGCUGUAGGGUUAGUGGGUUGGAGUUGCAUUUGACGAAGGUGUUUUUGGUGGCUGCGGCGCCGGAGAUGUUGGGUUUGGGGUUGGGGCCUGCGAGUAGAGCUGUGGGGAGGCUGGAUGAGGAGGAGGUUAUUGAGGAGAAAGUUGAGGGUCUCACCAUCACAGAAGGCACACCCCUUGCCAGUUUGGCUACCCAUCUCAACAACCCAGCUAUGCACAAGCGCGCACCAGUCAGCCAAGCAAUCGCUGAUAUCCGUAUCGCGGUCGAAGAUCUCUUCUGUGAAUACCUCAAGCAGAAUCGUUUCAAGAAGUUCCAUCCUCCGUCGCUCAUUGGUGCUGCUUCUGAGGGAGGAGCCAAUGUCUUCAGAAUGCCAUAUUUUGAGAAGGAGGCAUACCUUGCUCAGUCGCCUCAAUUCUAUAAGCAAUUUGAGAUUGCGGGUGGUAGAAAGCGAGUUUAUUGCGUGGGACCAGUUUUCAGAGCAGAGAAUUCCAAUACGCCUAGACAUAUGACUGAGUUCAUCGGGCUCGAUCUGGAAAUGGAAAUCGAAGAACACUACCACGAAGUCCUCCACAUGCUCGAAGGUGUCCUCCUCUACAUCUUCAAAGGCCUCAGCACCUCCUACCGCGAAGAAAUAGAACUCAUCCGCACCGUCUAUCCCUCCGAAGAAUUCCUUCUUCCCGAACCAGGAAAAGAAGUCCGCCUCACCUUCGCCGAAGGUCAAGCCCUCCUACGCUCUGAGGGUCCUCCUGAAUUCGUCAACGUCUCAGACACUGAAGAUAUGUCCACCCCGCAAGAAAAAGCCCUCGGCGCUCUCGUCCGCAAGAAAUUCAAUACUGAUUUCUACGUCUUGGAUAAAUUCCCGAUCGAUGCCAGACCGUUCUAUGCUAUGCCCGACCCCGAAAACCCAGCUGUGACGAAUGCGUAUGAUUUCAUGAUGCGUGGACAGGAGAUUCUGAGUGGUGGGCAGAGAUUGCAUUUGCCGCAUGAGUUGGAGAAGACGAUUAGAGCGAAGGGUCUGGAUCCGAAUCAGCCGGGGAUUAAGGAGUAUGUCGAUGUGUUUAGGAGUGUGGGUGUGCCGCCUCAUGGUGGUGGUGGGAUUGGUCUUGAUCGGGUGGUUGCGUGGUAUCUGAAUUUGCCGAGUGUGCAUUUGGUGUGUGAUUAUCCCAGGACGCCGAAGAGGUUGAGUCCUUAG
Cadophora gregata is the source of this 1782-nucleotide messenger RNA. RefSeq lists its product as uncharacterized. Gene Ontology annotation, molecular function: RNA binding; aspartate-tRNA ligase activity; ATP binding. The record is from RefSeq and is a predicted model, not a curated record. Lineage: Eukaryota; Fungi; Ascomycota; Leotiomycetes; Helotiales; Ploettnerulaceae. Gene Ontology annotation, biological process: aspartyl-tRNA aminoacylation. The coding region runs from base 1 to 1782 and encodes 593 amino acids. The transcript has 3 exons. Gene Ontology annotation, cellular component: cytoplasm; cytosol; aminoacyl-tRNA synthetase multienzyme complex.